AUGGAAGUCUUGGAAAAGCCGAGUAUCGACAAGCCGUGCUCUAAAAUUUUCCUUACGGAGAGCGAGCGCGCACCUUCGUGGAUGGACCCAUUCAUUGAUUACCUCUCCAAAGGUAUUGAACCAACAGACAGGACCAUCGCCACCAGACUCCGCAAAAGAGCAACAUUAUACACUGUCCGAGAAGGCAAGUUGUAUAGGAAAGGAAGGUCAUUCCCCCUGCUGAAGUGCAUCUCCCUCGAGGAGGGGCAGCUGUUAUCUCUACACAGCGGGGUCUGCAGCAAUCAUGCAGGGGAAAGAAACCUUGCAUUUAAGGCGCUGCGCACAGGGUACUACUGGCCCACAAUCGUGCAAGACGCAAAGCGUAUCGCUAACGCUUACGUCAAAUGCCACCAUUUUGCCAACUUCCCUCUCGCAUCGUCAGUACCACUCUCAAUUAUCAUUGCCCCUUGA
This is a messenger RNA of Rosa chinensis, 450 nucleotides long. RefSeq lists its product as uncharacterized. The record is from RefSeq and is a predicted model, not a curated record. The transcript has a single exon. NCBI's taxonomy places the organism in Eukaryota, Viridiplantae, Streptophyta, Magnoliopsida, Rosales, Rosaceae. Bases 1 to 450 code for a protein of 149 amino acids.